AUGCAUUCACUCUGGUUACUGAUGUUCCUUGGGGUUGCAGUGGCUGCUCCUCUGGAUGACGACGAUAAAAUCAUUAAUGGCUAUGAGUGUGCUCCACAUUCACAACCAUGGCAAGUUUAUUUUACUUACAAAGGAAACCGCUGGUGUGGUGGAUCCCUAAUCACUGCAAGAUGGAUCAUUUCAGCAGCUCAUUGCUAUAAGCAACCUAAGACCUUGAUUGCUCAUCUUGGAGAACAUGAUACAUCAAAGGAAGAGGGAACUGAGCAGCACAUCCAGGUGGAGAAGGCUUUUCAGUACUUCUACUACAACGAGUAUGACACAGAUCAUGAUUUUAUGAUGGUCAAACUUGCUGAGCCGGCACAGUUUAACCAAUAUGUCCAACCUAUCCCAAUUGCCAAUAGUUGCCCCACGGAGGGAACUCAGUGCCUGGUGUCAGGCUGGGGAAACUUGAAGAUAUCUGAUGUUCAAUAUCCGAAUAACCUACAAUGUUUGGAUGUUCCUGUUCUUUCGGACUCAAGCUGUAAAUCCUCUUAUCCAAGCUCAAUCACCAAAAAUAUGUUUUGUGCUGGUUACCUAGAGGGAGGAAAGGACUCAUGUCAGGGGGACUCUGGUGGACCUCUGAUCUGCAAUGGAGAGCUAUAUGGAGUGGUAUCUUGGGGGAAAGGUUGUGCACAAACUGGAUAUCCUGGUGUCUACACCAAGGUCUGCAUCUAUUUGGACUGGAUUAAGCAUGUUAUUGACAGCUAUUAA
Molecule: messenger RNA, 750 nt
Organism: Bufo bufo (common toad)
Lineage: Eukaryota; Metazoa; Chordata; Amphibia; Anura; Bufonidae
Product: trypsin-3-like
Exons: 5
Coding region: 1-750 (249 amino acids)
Biological process (GO): proteolysis
Molecular function (GO): serine-type endopeptidase activity
Source: RefSeq, a predicted model, not a curated record